AUAAAAAGCAAUGAUAAGGCUGGCCCACUCAGAAUUUUAGAUAAGCAUAUUUGCCGGCUAGGAGCACAAAUAUCAAAAACUGAUUAGUUGAAACCGAGCCACGUUACGGAGCACACAUGCAAGUUGCAGCAAUAUGUCGCAGAAAGAUCAAUUUACAUUCCGUCGGGCUGAAAAGGCGGAUAUUAAAGCAGUGCUAGAAAUGAUACAGGAACUGGCUGACUUUGAGCGCAUGAGCGAUGGCCCCCAGCUGAGCGAGCAGGAACUUAUACGCGACGCGGGCCUUGAUGGUGGACCCGAAUAUUGCCAAAUCUAUGUGCUCACAGACAAUGCCACAAAGUCUUGCAUUGGCUAUGCUAUCUGCUUUAACUCGUACUCCACCUGGCAGGGACGUUCCCUAUUUCUCGAGGAUAUCUAUGUUCGUCCUACCCAUCGCAAUCAGGGCGCCGGUGCACGCAUUUUUCGUGAAGUAGCCGCCAUUGCGGUUAAGCUAGGCUGCCGACGACUGGAUUUCCAUGUGCUCAGCUGGAACCCGGCCCGUAAGUUCUACGAUCAGCUGGGCGCAACAAAUUUAACAGAAACGGAAAACUGGCAUUUUUACCGCGUGGAGCAACAACAAUUGGGCAAGCUAGCCGGCGAAUUGGAAAGAUAGCCAGUAGUGUCAUUCGAUCUGUCUAUUUCUGUUAGGCUAAUUAACAAAUCAGUGCUUAUUGCAAUA
Molecule: messenger RNA, 715 nt
Organism: Drosophila novamexicana
Lineage: Eukaryota; Metazoa; Arthropoda; Insecta; Diptera; Drosophilidae
Product: diamine acetyltransferase 2
Exons: 4
Coding region: 134-649 (171 amino acids)
Molecular function (GO): N-acetyltransferase activity
Source: RefSeq, a predicted model, not a curated record